Molecule: messenger RNA, 483 nt
Organism: Aspergillus tanneri
Lineage: Eukaryota; Fungi; Ascomycota; Eurotiomycetes; Eurotiales; Aspergillaceae
Gene: cyn1
Product: putative cyanate hydratase
Exons: 3
Coding region: 1-483 (160 amino acids)
Molecular function (GO): DNA binding; cyanate hydratase activity
Source: RefSeq, a predicted model, not a curated record
AUGUCUCUUGCAACCCUCGACACAACCCAACACCCCAAUCUCCCUGCUUCAUCGACAACACUUUUUCAAGCCAAAGCAGCGAAAAAGCUCAGCUUUGAGCAAAUAGCCUCGUACAUCGGGCGCAAUGAAGUCGCCACCGCAGCCCUCUUCUACGGCCAAGCCAAAGCCUCCGAGGAAGACGUUACCAAACUCUCCUCCCUCCUGGAUAUCCCCAGGGAAGUGCUGGAGGAGCAACUCAGCGGAUUCCCGGAUCGUGGCCGAUCCGUGGAAAUGCCACCCAGGGAACCGCUGAUCUAUCGGUUGUAUGAGAUUGUGCAGAACUAUGGGUAUGCGUAUAAGGCAGUGCUAAACGAGAAGCUGGGAGAUGGGAUCAUGAGUGCGAUUUCGUUCUCGACCAAGGUGGACAAGGAGACAGAUGAGAAUGGGAAUACCUGGGCGGUGAUUACCUUGAGAGGGAAAUGGUUGCCAUUUUCGAGGUUCUGA